Cavenderia fasciculata is the source of this 1908-nucleotide messenger RNA. It is a transcript of the gene fthS, whose product is annotated as formate-dihydrofolate ligase. Bases 1 to 1908 code for a protein of 635 amino acids. Gene Ontology annotation, molecular function: ATP binding; formate-tetrahydrofolate ligase activity. The record is from RefSeq and is a predicted model, not a curated record. The transcript has 2 exons. Lineage: Eukaryota; Evosea; Eumycetozoa; Acytosteliales; Cavenderiaceae.
AUGUCAACAUUUCAAUACCCAAAAUUAGAUUUAAAGACACCUGUACCAUCAGAUAUAGAUAUUGCAUCAGAUGCAGUACCAUUACCAGUGUCGGUGAUUGCAAGUGAAGCAGGAAUCAAUCAAGAUGAAUUAGAUCUAUACGGGAAAUACAAAGCAAAGGUACAUCUAUCGGUACUCGAUCGUCUUGCUGAUCGUCCCAAUGGAAAAUAUGUAGUCGUUACAGGUAUCACUCCAACACCUCUUGGUGAAGGUAAAUCUACUACUACUAUUGGUCUAUGUCAAGCUUUAGGUGCUCAUCUAAAGAAACGUGUAUUCUCUUGUGUUCGUCAACCUUCUCAAGGUCCAACUUUUGGUAUAAAGGGAGGAGCAGCAGGUGGAGGAUAUUCUCAAGUUAUUCCAAUGGAAGAAUUCAAUUUACAUUUAACUGGUGAUAUUCAUGCUAUUACUGCUGCCAAUAAUUUGUUGGCUGCUGCUAUUGAUGCUAGAAUAUUGCAUGAAUCAACUCAAACUGAUGAACAACUCUUUAACCGUUUGUGUCCAGUUGCAAAGGAUGGAUCGAGACGUUUUGCACCAGUCAUGUUGAGACGUCUUGCCAAACUUGGUAUUAGCAAGACUGACCCAUCGGAAUUGAGUGCAGAGGAGGUGUCUAGUUUUGUACGUCUUGAUAUUGACCCAUCACUCGUCACUUGGAAUCGUGUGCUCGAUACCAAUGAUCGUUUCUUGCGUGGUAUUACUAUUGGACAGGGUAAAGAGGAAGCUAGAUUUACACGUUCGACACAGUUUGAUAUUGCCGUUGCAUCAGAGAUUAUGGCUGUUUUGGCGCUGGCCACUUCAUUGGCUGAUAUGCGUGAACGUUUGGGUCGUAUGGUGAUUGGUACUAGUCGUAAGGGUGUGCCCGUGUCGGCCGAUGAUAUCGGUGCUGGUGGCGCAUUGACAGUGUUGAUGAAAGAUGCUAUCAUGCCAACCCUCAUGCAAACACUCGAAGGCACACCUGUACUAGUGCACGCCGGUCCAUUUGCUAAUAUUGCACAUGGAAACAGCUCGAUUAUAGCCGACCAGAUCGCACUCAAGUUGGCUGGCGCAGACGGCUAUGUCGUCACGGAGGCUGGCUUUGGCGCAGACAUUGGUGCCGAGAAAUUCUUUGACAUCAAGUGUCGUGAGAGUGGGUUGAUUCCAAACGUCGCCGUGAUUGUCGCGACCAUACGUGCCCUCAAAAUGCACGGUGGCGGCCCCAAGGUCACGGCCGGUGCCCCACUCGACAAGGCAUACACGUCAGAGAACCUCGAGUUGUUGUCGGCCGGCACCGACAACUUGCUCAAGCAUAUCAGCAAUCUCGGCAAGUUUGGGGUGCAGGUGGUCGUCGCACUCAACCGUUUCUCGUCUGACUCAAACGCCGAGAUCGAGCUGGUUCUCGGCCGUGCCAAGGCCGUCGGCGCCCGCGCAUCCGUCAUGUGCAACCAUUGGGCCGAGGGUGGCCAAGGCGCCGUCGAGCUGGCCAACGCCGUCGUCGAAGCAUGCUCGGUCGAGCCCAACUUCAAGUACCUCUAUCCGCUGGACCUCUCCAUCAAAGAAAAAAUAGAAACCAUUGCCAAGGAAAUCUACGGCGCCGACAGCGUCGAGUAUCUUCCAGAGGCUGAAAAGAAAAUUGCGCUCUACACGGAACAGGGCUUUUCCAAGUUGCCAAUAUGCAUGGCCAAGACACAUCUCUCACUUUCCUCAGACCCAGAGAAAAAGGGUGUUCCCAAAGGCUUUGUAUUGCCCAUCAGAGACGUGCGUGCCUCUAUAGGUGCAGGCUUUAUCUACCCUCUUGUCGGUACAAUGAGCACCAUCCCGGGGCUCCCAACCAGACCAUGCUUCUAUGAAAUAGAUAUUGACCUCAAAACGGGCAAGGUCAUUGGUCUCAGUUAA